Carlito syrichta (Philippine tarsier) is the source of this 4641-nucleotide messenger RNA. It is a transcript of the gene KDM6B, whose product is annotated as lysine demethylase 6B. The record is from RefSeq and is a predicted model, not a curated record. Gene Ontology annotation, biological process: regulation of gene expression; heart development. The coding region runs from base 256 to 4641 and encodes 1461 amino acids. Gene Ontology annotation, molecular function: RNA polymerase II cis-regulatory region sequence-specific DNA binding; chromatin DNA binding; histone H3K27me2/H3K27me3 demethylase activity. The transcript is spliced from 24 exons. Lineage: Eukaryota; Metazoa; Chordata; Mammalia; Primates; Tarsiidae. Gene Ontology annotation, cellular component: MLL3/4 complex.
GGCGGAGACACGGGUGAUGAUUGGCUUUCUGGGGGGAGAGGAAAUUCUGUGAUUGGCCAGAUCGCUGGAGCUCGCCGACGCUGUGAGAGGACGCUCCCACGGAGGCCGGCGUUGGCUGUGAAAGGCCCCAGGCAGCCACCUGGGGGCAGUGGGCACUCGUCAGAGCGGCUGGAGCCGGACCAUCGUCCCAGAGAGCUGGGGCAGGGUGCCGUGCCCAAUCUCCAGGGCUCCUGGGGCCACUGCUGACCUGGCUGGAUGCAUCGGGCAGUGGACCCUCCAGGGGCCCGCACUGCACGGGAAGCCUUUGCCCUUGGGGGCCUGAGCUGUGCUGGGGCCUGGAGCUCCUGCCCACCUCAUCCCCCUCCUCGUAGCGCAUGGCUGCCUGGAGGCAGAUGUUCGGCCAGCAUUGGGCAGCCUCCACUCCCUGCUCCCCUACCCCCUUCGCAUGGCAGUAGCUCUGGGCACCCCAACAAACCAUAUUAUGCUCCAGGGGCACCCACUCCAAGACCCCUCCAUGGGAAGCUGGAAUCCCUGCAUGGCUGUGUGCAGGCAUUGCUCCGGGAGCCAGCCCAGCCAGGGUUGUGGGAACAGCUUGGGCAGUUGUAUGAGUCAGAGCAUGACAGCGAGGAAGCCAUUCGCUGCUACCACAGCGCCCUUCGAUAUGGAGGAAGCUUCGCUGAACUGGGACCCCGAAUUGGCCGACUGCAGCAGGCCCAGCUCUGGAACUUUCAUGCUGGCUCCUGCCAGCACCGAGCCAAGGUCCUGCCCCCCCUGGAGCAAGUGUGGAACUUGCUGCACCUUGAGCACAAGCGGAACUAUGGAGCCAAGCGGGGGGGUCCCCCGGUGAAGCGAGCUGCCGAACCCCCAGUGGUGCAGCCUGUGCCUCCUGCAGCACUCUCAGGCCCCUCAGGGGAGGAAGGCCUCAGCCCUGGAGGCAAGCGCAGAAGAGGCUGCAACUCUGAACAGACUGGCCUUCCCCCAGGGCUGCCACUGCCUCCACCACCAUUACCACCACCACCACCACCACCACCACCCUUACCUGGCCUGGCCACCAGCCCGCCAUUUCAGCUGACCAAGCCAGGGCUGUGGAGUACCCUGCAUGGAGAUGCCUGGGGCCCUGAGCGUAAAGGCUCAGCACCCCCAGAGCGUCAGGAGCAGCGGCACUCGCUGCCUCACCCAUAUCCAUACCCAGCUCCAGCCUACACCGCGCACCCCCCUGGCCACCGGCUAGUCCCGGCUGCACCCCCAGGCCCGGGCCCCCGCCCCCCAGGAGCAGAGAGCCAUGGCUGCCUGCCUGCCACCCGUCCCCCCGGAAGUGACCUUAGAGAGAGCAGAGUUCAGAGGUCGCGGAUGGACUCCAGCGUUUCACCAGCAGCAACCACCGCCUGCGUGCCUUACGCCCCUUCCCGGCCCCCUGGCCUUCCCGGCACCACCACCACCAGCAGCAGUAGCAGCAGCAGCAGCAACACCGGCCUCCGGGGUGUGGAGCCGAACCCAGGCAUUCCUGGCGCUGAUCAUUACCAGACUCCUGCGCUGGAGGCCUCUUCUCACCAGGGCCGCCUGGGGCCUUCGGCACACAGCAGUCGGAAACCGUUCUUGGGGGCUCCUGCUGCCACUUCCCAUCUGUCCCUGCCACCUGGGCCACCCUCACCCCCUCCACCCCCCUGUCCCCGCCUCUUACGCCCCCCACCACCUCCUGCCUGGUUGAAGGGCCCAGCCUGCCGGGCAGCCCGAGAGGAUGGAGAGAUCUUAGAGGAGCUCUUCUUUGGGGCUGAGGGACACUCCUCCUGCCACCAAAAUACCUCAGGAAGCUUCAGGCGCCCGGAGAGCCCCCGGCCCAGGGUCUCCUUCCCAAAGACCCCCGAGGUGGGGCCGGGGCCACCCCCAGGCCCCCUGAAUAAAGCCCCCCAGCCUGUGCCGCCCGGGGUUGGGGAGCUGCCUGCCCGAGGCCCGCGGCUCUUUGAUUUUCCCCCUACCCCGCUGGAGGACCAGUUUGAGGAGCCAGCUGAAUUCAAGAUCCUACCUGAUGGGCUGGCCAACAUCAUGAAGAUGCUGGAUGAAUCGAUUCGAAAGGAGGAGGAGCAGCAACAACAGGAGGCAGGCGUGGUUCCCCCAGCCCCCCUGAAAGAACCCUUUGGACCUCUGCAGCCUCCAUUCCCCAGUGACACAUCUCCCCCCACCACUGCUCCUGCCACUGCCACCACCACCACCACUCCAGCCCCAGGCCCCACGACCCCCACCCAGCCGCCCCCACCCUUGCCACUGCCCCCUGCUCGCUCUGAGUCUGAGGUGCUAGAAGAGAUCAGUCGGGCUUGUGAGACCCUUGUGGAGCGGGUGGGCCGGAGUGCCACCGACCCAGCAGACCCAGUGGACACGGUAGACCCAGUGGACAGUGGGACUGAGCGAGUGCUGCCUCCCGCACAGGCUAAGGAGGAGAGUGGUGGGGUGGUAGCAGCAGCAGGGUCAGGCAGCAGUAAGAGGCGGCAGAAGGAGCACCAGAGGGAGCACCAGAGGGAGCACCAGAAGGAGCAUCAGAAGGAGCAUCAGAAGGAGCAUCGGCGGCACAGGCGGGCCUGUAAGGACAGUGUGGGUCGGCGGCCCCGUGAGGGCAGGGCAAAGGCCAAGGCCAAGGCCCCCAAAGAAAAGAGCCGUCGAGUGCUGGGGAACCUGGACCUGCAGAGUGAGGAGAUCCAGGGUCGUGAGAAGGCCCGGCCUGAUCUUGGCGGGGCCUCCAAGGCCAAGCCACCCACAGCUCCAGCCCCUCCGCCAGCUCCUGCACCUUCUGCCCAGCCCACACCCCCAUCAGCCCCUGUCCCUGGAAAGAAGCCUCGGGAGGAAGCUCCAGGGCCACCGGGCGUCAGCAGGGCUGACAUGCUGAAGCUGCGCUCACUUAGUGAGGGGCCCCCCAAGGAGCUGAAGAUCCGGCUCAUCAAGGUAGAGAGUGGUGACAAGGAGACCUUUAUUGCCUCUGAAGUGGAAGAGCGACGGCUGCGUAUGGCAGACCUCACUAUCAGCCACUGUGCUGCUGAUGUUGUGCGUGCCAGCAAGAAUGCCAAGGUGAAGGGGAAGUUUCGAGAGUCCUACCUUUCCCCUGCCCAGUCUGUGAAACCGAAGAUCAACACUGAGGAGAAGCUGCCCCGGGAAAAACUCAAUCCCCCCACACCCAGCAUCUAUCUGGAGAGCAAACGGGAUGCCUUCUCGCCGGUCCUGCUGCAGUUCUGUACAGACCCUCGGAAUCCCAUCACCGUGAUCCGGGGACUGGCGGGGUCCCUGCGGCUCAACUUGGGUCUCUUCUCCACCAAGACGCUGGUGGAGGCGAGUGGUGAGCACACUGUGGAGGUGCGCACCCAGGUGCAGCAGCCUUCAGAUGAGAACUGGGAUCUGACAGGCACUAGACAGAUCUGGCCCUGCGAGAGCUCUCGUUCCCACACCACCAUUGCCAAGUACGCCCAGUACCAGGCCUCAUCCUUCCAGGAGUCGCUGCAGGAAGAGAAGGAGAGUGAGGAUGAGGAGUCAGAGGAGCCGGACAGCACUACAGGAACGCCUCCCAGCAGCACACCAGACCCGAAGAACCAUCACAUCAUCAAGUUUGGCACCAACAUCGACCUAUCUGAUGCCAAGCGGUGGAAGCCCCAGCUGCAGGAGCUGCUGAAGCUGCCCGCCUUCAUGCGGGUCACAUCCACGGGCAACAUGCUGAGCCACGUGGGUCACACCAUCCUGGGCAUGAACACGGUGCAGCUGUACAUGAAGGUGCCCGGCAGCCGAACGCCAGGCCACCAAGAGAACAACAACUUCUGCUCCGUCAACAUCAACAUCGGCCCAGGCGAUUGCGAGUGGUUCGCAGUGCACGAGCACUACUGGGAGACCAUCAGCGCCUUCUGCGACCGGCACGGCGUGGACUACUUGACGGGUUCCUGGUGGCCAAUCCUGGAUGACCUCUAUGCAUCCAAUAUCCCUGUGUACCGCUUCGUGCAGCGCCCUGGAGACCUCGUGUGGAUUAACGCGGGGACUGUGCACUGGGUGCAGGCCACCGGCUGGUGCAACAACAUCGCCUGGAACGUGGGGCCCCUCACCGCCUAUCAGUACCAGCUGGCCCUGGAACGAUAUGAGUGGAACGAGGUGAAGAACGUCAAAUCCAUUGUACCCAUGAUUCACGUGUCUUGGAACGUGGCUCGCACGGUCAAGAUCAGUGACCCCGACUUGUUCAAGAUGAUCAAGUUCUGCCUCCUGCAGUCCAUGAAGCACUGCCAGGUGCAACGGGAGAGCCUGGUGCGGGCAGGGAAGAAAAUCGCCUACCAGGGCCGGGUCAAGGACGAGCCUGCCUACUACUGCAACGAGUGCGACGUGAUGUGUGUCCGGGCCCGGCCCGACCGUCUCCACCCGUCCGCCCGCGGCUCCAGCCGGGGUCUCAUGGUGCUCAAACCCGCUCCCCUCCCCGACAUCCUGCACUUUCUCGGACCAGUGCCCCCACUCCCGACCCGACCCCAACCCUGCCUGAGGGGAGAGUAUCGGGAGGAGGGCCGCAUGAUCGUGAUUGAUGGGGAGGACUGCGCAGACCCCGGCGAGCGUGAACCCCUCCCCGGAGGCGCCUGUGGAAUGUCCAGGGCUCUGGUCCGCUCCUCGGGAUGGGGGGGUGCCUAA